Klebsormidium nitens is the source of this 1725-nucleotide messenger RNA. NCBI's taxonomy places the organism in Eukaryota, Viridiplantae, Streptophyta, Klebsormidiophyceae, Klebsormidiales, Klebsormidiaceae. The record is from the annotation of a GenBank genome assembly.
GCAAGCUUCAACGAAGUGGAAAAGGUUCCCUGCAUGCCAGCGCUUUUGGGAGCACUUUUGCCAGCACUUUUGGCAGCACCCCAAGUACUUUUCAAGCUGAUUGGCAGGACGCCCGUUCCCAGAGGCACAGGUUUUGCUUCUUCGCAAGCCUUCUAAGUUUCAAUAUGGUUGCUAAAGCCUAAGGAAGUUGUGUCUAGAGACUAGACGAGCACAGAUCCCUGGGAGCUGAAAGUGGCGACAUAUAGUUUGUUGCAGAUUUAGCAGGGGUUGGUUUGCAUGUGUGAGAGGGGAAAUGUGUUGUACAAAGCGCCCUUCGUGCGAGCCGAUGGACAUGUGGGAUUAGCACAAAAGUAAGAAAGUGAAUGUCAAGCUUCAAUUCAGUUCUGCAUAUGGAUUUGCAUGGGUGGUGACACACUAUUCACAGAGAGGAAAUUUGUUUUACGCCUAGCUAGAGGGAACAGAAUGGCAAUUCGCCAAGCACUUUGAUAGUAAUUAAGCUUUUCCCACAUUGGUCCUUCCAAAAUUUGGCAGAAUACGGUGUUAAAGUAAGGUCUUUCCAAUACAAAUCGUUCCGAGGGGCGUUGCUGUUUGUUUCAUCUGAUCAAAGUCAAAGGUCUCCGAAUCAAGGUCAAAAGUCCUGCAACGUUUCAAAGAAACGUCUGUCGAGGAAUCAGGCAUAUUAAGAGGUGCAAAUUGAAGAAGAGUGUGAUCUAAAUAUAAAAAAAGGUAAAAGAUGGGAGAGAGGGCAGACAAGAAGAGAGAGAUUCUGUCGCCCCGGGACCCCAUGGAAUGGUGGGCCAAUGAAUUCAAGAGCCGGUCGCUGACGGGGCUCAUUUGGGAGAGAGGUGACUGGUGCCCCUUCUGCCGCUACGAUGUGAGCCAAUGGAGGGAGCAAUUGCCAAAUUUGGAGGCUUUGGGGGGGACAUUCUUUAUAGUGACUGCACAGGACCAGGAGUCGCUCGAGCACUCAGCCAGCAACUGGGGCCUGGACCACUUGACCAUCGUGAGCGACCCAGAAAACGUUUUGGCGCGUGAGUACGGUCUUGCAAUCACCACUGAAGCAAUCCGGGCAGGCGCGCAGUGCCACUACGAGCCUUACACCAACGGGGUGUGCCAGCCGGGUUACGUCAUCAUGAACCAACUCGGGGUGGAGAUUGCCGGCUGGCGGCAACAUCCAACGGAGGGCAACAACGGGGGGGCGCUUGACCGGCCGAUUCCCGCGCGGGUGAUGAGCUUCGUCCGGUCUCACGUCAAGCAGACUCCCACGGAGGUCCAAGACCCGAACGACCCGCUCGACGAUCUCGCCCAGUUAGUCGAAGAAGUGUUCGACGCGUUGCCGGAGGAUAUACAAGCACUGCUUCGAGAGCAGAACCGCCUCCCGUCUGAUUCUAAGCGGAUGGUCGCCCCGGAUGCUUGCGAAGCGUGCGUCCAGCACUGUGCAUGUCCGGCAUAGACAAGAAGUGAAGAUUGUCGCAUGAUUGAAAGUGUCAGUAGGACAACAGGUUUGAGCUUUGAGUUAAGGUAGUCGAUGAAGCCGCAUAGACUUCCAGUUGGUAAUCCGCUUAGAUGUUGGAAGAGUGUCGAAAUGACUCGAGGGUUGACUAAAGAGGCACGCUCAGAGGCGCACGCUGGAGGACACUUGUGUACAUUGUUUUGUUGGUCUAGUGUUGUUGUGACACCGUCAGAUGAAUAGCACAAAAGGGGCAAGGGCAAUUCAUCAAACUG